AUGCUUUCCGGCUGGGCCGUAUCUGCGUCGGCCGCGCAGCCGACCAUCGACCUCGACGAGAAUUUUCUCGUGGUGCUGAUCGUCUACUUCGGACCGCUUCCGCCGUGGCUGCCGCUCACUCUCGCGUCGAUGGCGGCGAACCCGACCGUCUCCUUUUCGGUCGUCGGCGACGCGCCGCCGCCAUAUACCGGCCUGCCGCCGAACGUGCGCUUCGAGACGGUCGGCUGGGUCGAGAUGCAGGCGAGGCUCGGCGCGCUCAGCGGGCGGCGGGUGUCGUACACGCGGCAGUACAAGGCGAACGACAUCAAGCCGCUCCUCCCAGAGCUGUACCCGCACCUGCUCGCUGGGCGCUCCUGGUGGGCGUGGAGCGACCUCGACGUGGUGUACGGCGAUCUGCGCGCUCACAUGGCACUGGCGCUGCGCGCGCCCGCGUGCUGCGCCGGGCGCGAGCUCCAGUGCUCCAAGCGGCUGCGGCGCGACCGCCGCUCGCCGUGCUUCAACUCGUCGCGUGCUCCGCCCGGCCGGUCGGCAGACACGUGGCGCGACGCGCGUGCGUGCCCGUGCACGGCAGGCGAGCGCGUGACGGCGGUGAGCCCGCUCUACCCCAACCCUUGGCGCAAAAAGUGCUGGGGCCCGUUCACGGCCUUCCGCGUGGAGGGCGGCGCCUCCGCCGCCGGCGCGCGACCGCCCGCCACCACCACCUCUCUCUUCCGGCGGGCGCCCAAGUGGCGGCAAAUCGUCGGCACAGCCGAGUACGCACACUUUGAUGAGUGGUGGGGGCCGCUCUCGGCGCGCGGCUUCGAGACGAUGGGCGACGUGAUGACUCGCCUCUCCGACGCGGGCGAACUCGUCAUGUCGCGCGCGCUCCUCCCGUUCGCCGAGGCGAAGAGCUGCGCCGACGUCGAGUGCACCUUCUGCCCGUGCGGCGCGCUGCGCUUCGAGCUGCGCGGCGGCAAGCUGCUCGUCAACGAGCGCGAGGCGAUGCUGCUCCACCUCUGCUCUCCAGCGAUGCUGCUCCACCUCUCCGAGUCGAAGCCCGCGUGGCGCGAGCACGCGCGCCGCCACCCGCUGCCGCCGUGGCGCGCCGGCGCGCAGCCCGAGUGCGUGCGCGUGAGCGGCCUCGGAGCGUUCGCGCCCGACGACGCGCUCGGCGCCGUCGGCGCGCUGCUACGCCGGCGCACGGCGCUGCGCCGCCACCGGCCGCUCUCGGAGAAGGCGGCGCCGCACCUUCUCUACGGCGAUGCCGCGCUCGCGCUGCCCGGCGCCGAGCGCCUCAACGUUUCCGUCGGCGAGUGCGCAGAGAGCGCCUUUGACGACAGCGGCGACGUGAGCGGCGGCGGCGGCGGCGGCGGCGGCGGCGGCGGCGGCGGCGGCGGCGCGCCGCCCGCCGCGGGUGCGAUGGCACUCGCGCGCGCUCGGCGCGACUUUGAAGCGCUCGCCGCGCGGUACGCGGCGGCGGUGGCGGCCGAGCUCGCGCACUCGCUUCGGUGGAUCUGCGCGUGGGCGCGGCUCGCGGCUGUCUACCGCUCCCUCGUCUCGCGCGUCGAGCCGGGCCACCCCGCCGCGGCCAAGCUGCCAGGGCUCAACGGCAACCGGCGCGUGCGCACGCCGCUGUGGGCGGGAGAGCGCCUCGGCUGGUGGCGGCAGAGCCCAACGUGGGCGGUGCACGACUGGGGCGGGAGGGCCGACGACCGGCCUAGCGACCGGCCGCCCGACGCCGGCGGCGAGCACCGCGCGUGCCUUUGCUCGGCGCCGCCGGCGCCAGCGGGCUCGUGUUUGGCGGAGGGCGGAGCGCACUCGUGCGCGCGGCCGCUCGACGCACGGGGCGCGCCGAUUGGGCAGCCGUGCCUCGGCAAGCGCGUCGACGGCCGGCCGAGCUGUGGCGAGCGGUGCGGCGCGGCGGAGCUGCUCGACGAGCUGCUCGACGGCUAUUUCGCGCUGCUCAACCGGCAGGCGGUGCUCGCCAUCCGCUCGCAGCGGUGGCGCUGCUCGUGGCUGUACAAGCUGCGCGCAUGCUGGACAGCGGAGGGGCUCGCCACCCACGCCGACCCCGAGCGGCCGCUGCCGCCGUCGAGCGGCGCGGCGUGCGCGAGCGUGCUCCCCCCACAGGACGAGGGGCGGCUCGGGUGGGGCAGCGCGAACCCCGCCAACCUGACGAGGGGAGAGUUGGACUCCCUCCUCUACCGGUGGCGUUGCUGGUGA
Messenger RNA from Emiliania huxleyi CCMP1516, 2202 nucleotides. RefSeq lists its product as hypothetical. NCBI's taxonomy places the organism in Eukaryota, Haptophyta, Isochrysidales, Noelaerhabdaceae. The transcript has 3 exons. The record is from RefSeq and is a predicted model, not a curated record. The coding region runs from base 1 to 2202 and encodes 733 amino acids.